Molecule: messenger RNA, 3744 nt
Organism: Folsomia candida
Lineage: Eukaryota; Metazoa; Arthropoda; Collembola; Entomobryomorpha; Isotomidae
Product: protein suppressor of hairy wing
Exons: 7
Coding region: 85-3456 (1123 amino acids)
Biological process (GO): regulation of transcription by RNA polymerase II
Cellular component (GO): nucleus
Molecular function (GO): RNA polymerase II cis-regulatory region sequence-specific DNA binding; DNA-binding transcription activator activity, RNA polymerase II-specific
Source: RefSeq, a predicted model, not a curated record
UGCUCUACGAAAGGUGUUCAUCUUUUUGCGUCGAUAAAUUGUAAACAAUUUGAUUAAUCCACUCCUAAAAAUCAUCUGAUUGAAAUGACGUGUGCUAAUUGUAGCACUGCAUUUGGGGACGAGAUCCUUAUCUCGCGUGCAAUUCUGUCCACAUGGAACAGUGGAUAUGGAGACGAUUUGACCUCUACACCUUUGGUUAGGUCGGAGUACACCAGUGAUAUGGAAAUCACACAGUCCCAGGAGGAGGAUCAAGAUGACACUUCUUGUAAAAAACACAAGGAAACUCCUGGAUCAAUACCUUCCAUUAAACCAGCAUCUACAUCUCAUCAUAAUGAUCGAAUACCAAUCUUGGAAGCGCUCUCUAUAAUUUUCGAAAUUUCACCCCUGCGUUUGAAGAAAUCAUUACACUUUGAUGCUAAAGAGUUCAAUGAUGUAGUCCAAGUAUUCAAACCCUGUUGGAAUAGUACGGAACAAGCUGUGGCAAAUGAAUCUACUUACAAUGCACCAGAUUUUGCGUUAUGCUCAGAUUGUGGAAGAUCACUAACUGUGCUUUUUACAGCAUUUCGAGAUUUUGUCCACAUGCUCAAGGAAGAUGGUGAAUUGGGGAAAAAGUUGCAAAAUUUAGAGGUUCGAAGGAAAGAGUUAGCCACACUUAUGUCGACUAAAGACGAUGGGAACCAUGUGACUAGCAAACAGCCUAGAAAAAGAGGACGACCCCCCAAAACCAAAACCAAGAUUAACGAGGACAACGACCAGCCAGUGAAAAAUGUCGCUAAUGCAAAGAAACGGAAACGACCAAACCGAGCUUCGAUUAGCCCAUCUCGUUCAGCAUCUGAUAGUGAGUCCGAGAUGAAAAAUAUUAUAGUCAUAAAACCCGAGCCAGGAAAUGCAAUGGAGAUGGAGUUAUCUGAUUAUGUUGAUGAAGAUGAAGAGUUGUUACACUAUAGUUUUCGGGGUGGACGAAGCAGCAGUGAAGAUGAUUCACCCCCAGAUUCACCAAUAAAUAUGGAUCUAGAAAUACGUCCACGAAGCCCCCGCCCAGUUCGCAAGACGUCGGCAAGGAACACAGACUGGGCCAGACUCUAUAAAUCUGAAGAAGAGGAAGACGAAGAUGACAUACUUCCACCAAGAGAUGAUCAACAUGGCGAUAUUGGAGCUGGCAAUGAAACCGAAAUAACUGCAACAGAAGCUGAAGGUGAAGACGGUGACGAGGAAGAAGAACAAGAAGAGGUACGUCAUCCAGAUGAUGUGGAGGCUAUCCUAAGCAAAGUACAAGUCGCGUGGAAAGAGGAGCCACAAGACUUGGAAUUUGAUGAUGACAGUGAUGAAGAUUAUCGUCCUGAUUCAGAUCUAGAAAAUUUGAUUGUUCCAGAUACCCGAUCCACAAAAAGAAAACGAGUUCGCAAAAAGCUGGCAAAACCGGAAGUCUACUCUAUGGACAUUUUCGAGUGCAAAGAGUGUGGACAAGUAUUCGCCCAUCGAAAGAGUUUACAAAUCCACUGUAGGACUCAUUUUAAUGACGGAUUAUAUUCAUGUCCGACUUGUCUCCAAGAUUUCCCUUCAAAUGAGCUCCUGAAACGACAUCGUAGGCAAUUUCAUGGGGAAUAUAUUCCAUAUCAAAUGAAAGGCAGCAACAUUGACUUUGAUUCUCUGAUUGAGAACGCAAAGAAGUAUGAAUGUCCCGUUUGCCAUGAGCUUUUACAUCGAUUUGACCUUCAUACCCAUGUUAGUGAGCAUAAUGUUGAAAAUCCUUGGAAAUGUCCUUCCUGCCCACAAGAGUUCUCAACUUUAGCCGAUUAUACUCGUCACAAAAUUUUACUGCAUACGCAACGAUUAAAGCAUCCUUGUUCCGUGUGCAAUAAAGAAUUUAGAAGUAGUUAUCAUGUACGACGACAUCAAGUUGUCAUACAUAGCGUUAGAUCUGAUAAACUCAUUAUUACGGAUGACUCCUCGUCAGAGGCCGAAAAUCAGGAUACAGACGACAACGACGAUAAUUGCGUAACCAAAACAGACAAAACCUUGAAGAAAGACACUCCCCCAAAACGUCGAAGACACAAGUGCACCGAGUGUGAGAAGAAAUAUUUCAGAUUAGACCAAUUAGUCGAACAUCUCAUUACACAUGGCAUUGGCGAAAAAUUCCAAUGCGAAAUAUGUGGUCGCGAUUUCACCCACAAUAGUAGCAGGAAACGCCAUAUGCUGCUUCAUGCUGACAUCAACCAACACCGAUGUAGAGAAGAUGACUGCGAAAAGGCGUUUUCAAGGAAAGAUCAUUUAGUCCGACAUAUGGAUACUAUUCAUGGAAUAAAAUUGACCUGGAAUGAAAUUGACUCGGUUUAUGAUGUACCAAUAAGAACCCCCAAAGCUAAAGAAAUCCCUUGCCCAUAUUGUCAGAAGAUGGUGAAGCGUGAAAGGAUGAAGCUACAUUUGGUCACACACACUGGAGAGAGGCGACAUGUUUGUAAGCAAUGCGGCCUGAAGUUCGGUUUACGAACAACACUCAGGACUCACAUUCAAUGUGUUCAUCAAGAUCUUCGUCGCUAUGCAUGCAAUUUCUGCGAUAAAGCCUUCAAACGUUCUAACCAUUUAAAAGAUCACUUGAAAAUUCACACGGAAGCUGAAAACAAACCUUUUCAAUGUAAACAGUGCUCAAGAUCAUUCAGGAGAGAAAAAAAUUUGAAAUCUCACAUGGUCAUUCAUUUUGGUGGAAAGGACUUUGUGUGUGAAUUAUGCGGCAAAUCAUUCAACAGAUUGGAUAACAUGAGGGCUCAUGUAAGAUCUGUCCAUGAAGGUAUUCAAAUUAGAAAGAAGAGAGCCUCUUUGAAACCUCAAGGUUCAAGAACAAAGAAUAAGUCCUCACAGGAAUCUGCUGAAAAAACACUGGACGAUAAUAAUGAUGACGAAGAACACAAAUUUUUGCCCUUGGAAAAUAUAGUUAUAGAUGAAGUGGAUUCAACCACCAUUAUUACUGCAAUGACCCAAGAUGGCGAGCAUGCUUCCACGUCAUCCCCCUCAAUUACAGAUUCAAAGAUAAAAGCAACACAACAGGGGCCGUCAUCAUCCAGAGUAAUAGCGCCAAGAAAACCAUAUCCAGGUCGAAAGCGUGGAAAUAAAAAUAAUAAAAAUCCUCCUCCACCAAGUGAAACAGUUGCUUUAUCCACAAUCUUAAACUUGGAAGUUGAACCUGGAACGAUUCAAGUUCCUCCACCAGGAACCAUUGUGACCCUUGCAACAACAAUGGGUAACGUCAUCUCGGCUGAAGGUUUGGGGCUUGAAACCGUGCAAAUAGAAGAGAUUCAUGCGGCUGUUGAGGGGGAUGAUAAUACUGACGCAUUUGAUGGAGGACAAGAAGGACAAAGAACGACCAUUCUGCAAUUAGCACCGGGACAAGUUUUUCCUGCUUCUUCUGGCCAGUACCAAACGACCUAUUAUCAGUACACGUAUUAUCAGCAAGAAUAAAUAAAGCGGGUGAGGACAGACAGACUUUUGCGACGUAAUCCGUCAUAGUAUGUAUCAUAACAAUAAUUCCAUGACUCGAGACACAUGCCAUUAGGUUGUCUCAUGUUGUAAAAAGUUUUAUUUUUUAGUUAAUAUGACUUUUGUUUUACAACUUAAUUAUUUUAUAUAUGACAUAAAAUGUAUGCACAGACGUCAUGCAUGAUUACAACACGGAUUUUGAAAAUCAAUUUACGUGUCAUGUUAUGUCAGUCAAUUAAAUAAAACUAUUUAAUUUUGCAUUCAACCAAA